Messenger RNA from Lymnaea stagnalis (great pond snail), 580 nucleotides. NCBI's taxonomy places the organism in Eukaryota, Metazoa, Mollusca, Gastropoda, Lymnaeidae. The record is from the annotation of a GenBank genome assembly.
CAGCGACUCAAGAAGUCAAAAUACCGCUGCCCCAUCACUGACAACUUCUGCAUCCAACGACUCAAGAAGUCAAAAUACCGCUGCCCCAUCACAGACAACUUCUGUAUCCAGCGACUCAGAAAGUCAAAGUACCCCUGCCCCCUCCAAGAUAGAUUUUGUAUCGAACGACCCAAAAAGUCAAAGUACCACUGCCCCAUCAAAGACAACAAGUCCAACUACAGCUGCCCAAUCAAGUUCAUCAAGCCGACCUCGAAUCAGCUCAAAUUCGACAGCUCAGUCGCCAACCAUGACCGAAACGUGGGUCAACCCAGGGCCAGACCAACCCAUUCAACCAAACAGUUUUCAAAACACGACCACCCCAACGACAGCACCCGAGACGGUUUCAACAACCACACACACGAUUGCCGCUGCGAGUCCCACCAAUGCUCUGUGCUCAUGCACAUGCCAGUUUGCGCAGAAGAUGACGUCAUUUCCUGGGAGUUUGGCGCGACAUGGGGAGUUAACAGACGGAAUCAACAGUGAUCUUUUGCUGGAGAAAGAAGAGUUGUCGGCUCAGAAAACGUUAAAAAUAACUGUGGAG